UUCUCUCUCUCUCUCCCACUCUCUCCCUCUCACACACAUCAAUUCGAUUCCGCUGUUUUUAGAGGCAAGUUGGCUCUUUAUCUCUCAUGUUAUCGGUUAUAAAUUAUCUGUGCUUUCUUCAUGCUUCACCGCUACUGGUAUGCGAGCUUGAAAUGAACGACACUUUUGGAUGGGGAAGCUACCAAUGGAGAUCAAGUCUUCCUUUACCAACUCAGAAAAAUAAAAGUAUAUAAUUUUGAGUUGCUGCUCAGUCUGUGGGUGUGUGUUACGGGAUGCUCGGCAACAACUUGCCAUCGCGGCCGGAAGCGGUGCAGCUCAUUCAGUCCGUGGGCUUCAAAAAGGUCCGGCUGUACGUCCCAGACGGGGGCGCACUUGACGCUUUAAGGAAAACGGGAAUCGAAGUCAAUCUGGGUAUGUACAAGGAGGAUCUCCAGCGGAUGGCCAACGACGCCUCCUUCGCCAGCUCCUGGAUCUCCAGCAACGUCCAGCCAUACUUGCCGGACGUCAACUUCAAGUACAUCACCGUCGGCAACGAAGUCAUCCUCCAUGCGGAGGCCCAGUACGUGCUACCCGCUAUGAAGAACAUGGUCAACGCCCUGGGCUCGGUCGGUCUCCGAGACCAGAUCAAGGUGUCCACGUCCGUUUCCAUGGAGGUCAUCGGCGUCUCCUAUCCUCCCUCUCAAGGUUCAUUUUCCGAUCAAGCCGCUCCCAUCAUGGGCCCCAUCGUCCAAUUCCUAGCCAGCACCGGCGCCCCUCUCAUGGUCAAUGUGUACCCGUACUUCAGCUAUGUGGGCAACCGCCAGAACAUACAACUUGACUAUGCACUCUUCACCGCGAACCGGGUUGUGGUCAAAGACCCUAACAAUGGGCUGGAAUAUAGAAAUCUGUUUGAUGCCAUGGUAGAUUCAGUCAAUUCAGCGAUGGAGAGAGCUGGUGCCGCCGGUGUUCCCAUCCAGGUGUCCGAGAGUGGGUGGCCAUCGGCUGGAGGCAACGACCCGACUGUCACUACCAUCGGGAAUGCUCAGACCUAUAACCAAAACCUGGUGGGGCAUGCUGCACAGGGCACGCCAAAGAGGCCGGGGCCCAUGGAGAUUUUUGUGUUUGCUCUAUUCAAUGAGAACCAGAAGACGCCCGUUGGCGUCGAGAACAAUUGGGGCCUCUUCUACCCUAACAAGCAGCCCGUAUAUUCCUUCAGCAUAAACUAGGAGCUCAAAGGUCCAAAAGCUAUCUAGCUUAGUUAUGGACAAUAGUAGCACUCUUAUGAGUUUUUUUUUUUUU
Nymphaea colorata (pocket water lily) is the source of this 1278-nucleotide messenger RNA. Its product is annotated as glucan endo-1,3-beta-glucosidase-like. Bases 273 to 1205 code for a protein of 310 amino acids. The transcript is spliced from 2 exons. Lineage: Eukaryota; Viridiplantae; Streptophyta; Magnoliopsida; Nymphaeales; Nymphaeaceae. The record is from RefSeq and is a predicted model, not a curated record. Gene Ontology annotation, molecular function: hydrolase activity, hydrolyzing O-glycosyl compounds. Gene Ontology annotation, biological process: carbohydrate metabolic process. Gene Ontology annotation, cellular component: plasma membrane.